AUUCUGAUAUAAUAUAUAAUGAAGUUCUUACUUUUGGUAGCCAUUAUUGCUAUUGUUGUGGGGGUUACCCACGCACAGGAAGAUCUGGAGAUUCCAGAAGGAGUCAUCAAGCAAACACUUAAUGGCCUUUAUGCACAGAACCCAGGAUUCUUUGAAUCCUUCAGACAAAACUUCUUCGGAUUCCAAAGAGAUGCCUGGAAUGGGAUGAUCAAUGGGUUCAAUGAAUGGGGCGAGUAUAGGUUAAAGAAUUCUUGCAUGGGGAGUAAAUUCCAAGAUUUCUAUAUUGCAGGAGUUAUGAAAUUUAUCUUCAAGGUUCUUACUGGGCAAUACCUCAACGUCCUACAGAUUUUCUAUGAUGGAUCGAGAGCUUAUAAUUUUAUUCAUGCAGAGCUUAAAAACUGCUACGGUAAAGAAGUCCUGGCAGCUUAUGAAACAUUUUGGCUAAGAACACCAAUUCAUAUAUCAGUUGCUGCUAUUGUAAUGCAUUUGGCAAAUGAGGGUGAUGCUCUCAUCCCCCAGGUCAUCAUAUUCGUUACAAACUUUGUUCUGAUGGAUUACUUCCUCGCCUUCAGAGUACUUGGAGAUCAAUUCAAAGGAAUCUAUGCCCAGUUUAAAGCUAUUGAUUUCUAA
This is a messenger RNA of Moneuplotes crassus, 630 nucleotides long. Lineage: Eukaryota; Ciliophora; Spirotrichea; Euplotida; Euplotidae. The record is from the annotation of a GenBank genome assembly.